Molecule: messenger RNA, 447 nt
Organism: Belonocnema kinseyi
Lineage: Eukaryota; Metazoa; Arthropoda; Insecta; Hymenoptera; Cynipidae
Exons: 1
Coding region: 1-447 (148 amino acids)
Molecular function (GO): nucleic acid binding
Source: RefSeq, a predicted model, not a curated record
AUGACACCAGACAACAUGCGCCGCGUAGAACAAAUGAUUUUGGAGGACCGUUGGAUGAAUGUUCGAGACAUUUUGGCUGAACUUGGCAUCAGUAUUGGUAGUGUAGAGUCUAUCAUUCACGAACACCUUCAAUAUCGGAAAGUAACGGUGCGAUGGGUACCUAAACUGUUGAACUUCGAGCAAAAAUUCACGCGAUUGGAAGUUUGUCGCCGCUUGCUGAUGCGAUACGAGGCGGAGGGAGACGGUUUUUUAACGCGAAUCUUCACUAUAGACGAGACAUGGGUAUGCUAUUACACUUCCGAAAGCAAGGUGUCGUCUAAAGAGAAGAGAAAGAAGGAGGAAGGGGCGCCAGUCAAAGCGAAGACAACCAGUUCCGCGGGUAAGGUUAUGUGUACUGUGUUCUGGGACCGGCGGGGCGUGCUGUACGUCGAUUUACUGCGCACAUAA